This is a messenger RNA of Vollenhovia emeryi, 1785 nucleotides long. RefSeq lists its product as uncharacterized. The record is from RefSeq and is a predicted model, not a curated record. Lineage: Eukaryota; Metazoa; Arthropoda; Insecta; Hymenoptera; Formicidae. The transcript has a single exon. The coding region runs from base 1 to 1785 and encodes 594 amino acids.
AUGUUGAGCACGUUGACCCGUCGACUCCGCGCUGAUAAGCCGCUCGCAACGGAAUAUCACCUGUUUCUCGCGGAAUACGAACGACUCAAUCAUAUGAGACCAGCCGUGCGCUCUCAAAGCGACGGGGAACAAUCCGUCUACAUUCCGCAUCACGGCGUUAUUCGGGAAGGCAGCGCGAUCUCCCACAUGCGCGUCAUGUUUAACGCUUCGAGCGUGACUUCCAACGGUACGUCUUUAAACGACCAUUUGCUCGCGGGACCGAAAUUACAAAACGAAAUCACUGCCGUAAUCUUACGCUGGCGUCAAUAUCAGUACGUCUACUCGGCAGAUAUAGCAAAAAUGUAUCGCCAGACUCGCCUCGAUCAUCGUGACAUCAAUUAUCAACGUAUUCUUUGGCAACCGUCAACUCUUGAACAUCCGACCGAUUAUCAAUUGCUAACGGUGACUUAUGGAAUGUCAUGCGCGCCUUUUCUCGCUCUUCGCGUCUUGAAACAAUUAGUUCAGGACGAGGGUCAUCUCUUUCCGCUUGCGGCCCCCGUUCUCCGCGACAAUAUUUACGUCGACGAUGUUCUUUUCGGCGCGAACGACGUGCAUCUAAUAAAACAAAUACGGGAUGAGGUAGUCUCUCUUUUGAAACGCGGUUGUUUCGAAUUACGAAAGUGGGCGAGCAAUUCGUCCUCUUUGCUCUCUGAUAAUGACGGCGCGGAUUUCGGCUUGGCAUGUAAUAAGCAGCUCGCUCAAGACGAGCAACUGAAGAUUCUCGGAAUCGGGUGGAAUCCGGCCACCGAUGUUUUUGAAUUUCGCGUGUCCCUCACGGAACUCGUUCCAACUAGCAAGCGCGCUAUUCUCUCAACCAUCGCGAAGCUUUACGACCCGUUAGGGUGGGUAACUCCGGUGACUAUAACAGCAAAGAUUCUAAUGCAAACCUUAUGGCGAUUAAACCUCGAUUGGGACGAUCCUAUUUCCGCGAACCUUCUCGAUAAGUGGAAAGAAAUUUACCAUCGAAUCAGGCUCCUUGGCCAGUUACAGAUCCCUCGCUGGAGUGGCCUCGGCCCGGAUAUCCAUCUCGCGGAGCUCCACGGAUUUGCCGACGCGUCAAAUGUCGCGUACGCCGCCGUCGUUUACCUUAAAGUCGUUUCUCCUUCAGGCUCUGUCACGAUUACGUUGCUCGCCGGUAAAGCCAAGGUCGCGCCGUUGAAACCUCUAAGCGUACCUCGUCUCGAGUUAUCGGCCGCUCAGCUUCUCGCGCGACUCAUGGACUUCGUUCGCGAAACUAUUGGAGUAAAGUCUCUCCCGUACUAUUGCUGGACGGAUUCCACCAUUGUACGUGCUUGGGUCACUCAGCAUCCCUCUCGAUGGAAGACUUUUAUCGCCAAUCGCGUUCUGGAAAUUCAGUCUCGCCUUCCACACGGAGAGUGGCGGCAUGUGUCAACCGACGACAACCCCGCGGAUUGCGCUUCGCGCGGACUCUUCGGUGAUGAGAUUCUUGUUCACGAUCUCUGGUGGCGCGGUCCGCUAUGGCUUCGCCUUGGGAUUGACGACUGGCCACGUCAGGAAACUAGUCUCCCGCGAGAUGCUCCUCUCGAGGAGAGAAUUGUCGCUUUGCAGUGUUCGCCGCCGCUCCCGGAGUGGGAUCUAGCAUCACGUUACUCAACAUGGCCAAAGCUUAUCCGCUGUGACGUGACGCCCGGCAAGGGCGCCGUCACAAGGGCAAAGGACCGGCCGAGCGAGGAACCUGGGGUCGCGCCCUCCCACGUAGGAGGGAACGCGAUCCCUAAAGGUUAG